Molecule: messenger RNA, 1048 nt
Organism: Megalops cyprinoides (Indo-Pacific tarpon)
Lineage: Eukaryota; Metazoa; Chordata; Actinopteri; Elopiformes; Megalopidae
Gene: myl2b
Product: myosin, light chain 2b, regulatory, cardiac, slow
Exons: 7
Coding region: 38-544 (168 amino acids)
Biological process (GO): cardiac muscle contraction; muscle cell fate specification; heart development
Cellular component (GO): myofibril; cytoplasm
Molecular function (GO): calcium ion binding
Source: RefSeq, a predicted model, not a curated record
UCCCUCUUUUUGGUCCAGCACAUCUCCAGCAUCAGCCAUGGCACCUAAGAAGGCAAAGAAGAGAGCGGAGGGAGCCAACUCUAAUGUCUUCUCCAUGUUCGAGCAGGCCCAGAUCCAGGAGUUCAAAGAGGCCUUCACCAUCAUGGACCAGAACAGAGACGGCUUCAUCGACAAGAACGACCUGAGGGACACCUUCGCCGCCCUCGGUCGCCUGAACGUGAAGCAAGAGGAGAUUGAUGAGAUGCUGAAGGAGGCUCCCGGACCAAUCAACUUUACCGUCUUUUUGACCAUGUUUGGCGAAAAGCUAAAAGGCGCAGACCCGGAGGAGACCAUCCUCAACGCCUUCAAAGUGUUCGACCCCGAGGGCAAGGGAGUCCUGAAGAAGGACUAUGUCACUGAGAUGCUGACGACCCAGGCGGACAGGUUUUCCAAAGAGGAGAUGGAGCAGAUGUUCACCGCCUUCCCCCCAGAUGUGGCUGGCAACCUGGACUACAAGAACCUGGUAUACAUCAUCACACAUGGCGAGGAGAAGGACCAGGAGUAACUCUCUGGUUGGUUGUUUGUAAUAGCGCCACGCCCCUUUUGUUAAAGCCCUUCCCUUUUCCCUCCAGACAGUGAUUGGAUAGUUUGUUGUCGUGAAGCACGUGAUGGGUGGAGUUACCAUCUGCUGUCCCUCAAUGAUCCAGCCAAAGAAAGACUUUGCCAGACUCUCCAUAUCAAGGAAUCAUUGAUAGCACAUCUUAGCUCCACCCAUACUAGGACUCAUAGUGCCAUGUUGUCUGCACUGUCAUUACCCUGUAAAAUUGUAAAUUACUGCCCCCUCAACCCCCACUCCCACCACCACUCCACCUCACCCUAUUCCCGAGCCUGGCCUUUUUGAAUCAGAUGCUGGUAGUCAAUCGAGUAUACCUGUGCCACAUACCAACACCUUUACAUGUUGUUUAAUUUAUAAAGCCUGUUUCAGUUUUUGUUUUAUGGGAGAUGAGUGCUUCUCUUCAUGUUUGGGAGUGCAAAAUAUACACUUUUACAAUAAAUCAGCUUUUCAGUC